Molecule: messenger RNA, 1261 nt
Organism: Spinacia oleracea (spinach)
Lineage: Eukaryota; Viridiplantae; Streptophyta; Magnoliopsida; Caryophyllales; Amaranthaceae
Exons: 2
Coding region: 703-1152 (149 amino acids)
Molecular function (GO): zinc ion binding
Source: RefSeq, a predicted model, not a curated record
GUUGUUUCUGGUCAGAAAUCUGUGAGACUUGAAUCCACAUUCUCAAGUCAAAAUGAUUCUUUACCCUUUCAUCUUCAUACGCAAUCUGAGCCAAAGCCGACUUCCCUAAUCCUGGUGAUCCAAUUAUAGGAAUGACAGAUACGCUGGUUCCUUCUUCUCUGUGUUUCUUUAUGAGUUUCUUCUUUUCAUUAUCCCUCCCAAAAACUAUAUUUUCAGAGAGAGUGUAAGAAUGAGGAGGUCCAAUUGAGCCAUGCUUACUCUUCAAUUGAUUCCCCAAGUCAUCCAAACCUUUGCUUAACUCAUUAAUUUGUAUAGCAAUUGCUUUUUCUGUAAGUCUGUUACUGGCAUUGACCACUCUCUGCAAGGCACGACCGAGGUUUCUCCCCAGAUUCCCAUUCUGAUUUCUUGAAAGCCUUCCACCAUGAUAGCGAGCGAGAAUUUCAUCAAGGAGGUCAUCAGCUUGAUGCAGCAGAGCCCCUAGAUUCCCAAGGCUACUGCCAUUCGAAUGAUCAUCCUUUUGGAAUGCUGCUACUGCACCAUGAACAACACCAACUGCUUCCUUCAAUGUCUCAAGCUCUUCCAUUGAAGAUAAUAUCUCUGCAUUGUUCAAGUUAUUCAAGGUUCUUUUAAGGUUCAUCAAUAUGACUCCUUCAGCUGCGGUUCUUUUGUUGGCUGAAACUAAUGGAGGCAUGUUGAUACAGGAUGUCGAGUGGGUCUCCUUGUGCUUCAAAAAAAUGUUAUUGUGGCAUUCCAUCCAAGAUGUUGACAUCGUGGACAACUGAUAACCCGGGGAGAAAAUUCCUGACUUGUAAGUUCUCUGAUGUACACACUGGUAGGAAAGGAUGUGGUUGGUUUUAUUGGGUUGAUCCUGAUGUUGUGGAGUGGCAAAGAGUCGUGACGAAUGAACUGGUGGUGGAGAAGAGAUUGCUGAAAACAGAGUUGAGGGUCAUGAUGACAGAAUUGCAGAAGUUGGAGGAUGACAAAGCCCUUCUUGUUGCUGCCAAUGAGAGGCUUGAAAGGAUAUGCAAUGGUGGAGUGGCUGGAAUGAAGGGGACAAAGGAUAAGGGCCAAGAAAUUGUCCAUUCUGUAUUUUGGUUUGUUGUAGGAUUAGUUGUUUGUUGUGUGUUGAAGUUUGUAAUGAAGUUCCUCUAGUGUAAACGCGACAAUGGAACGGGAAAUUGGAUUUCAUGUAAUGUAAUGUAAUGUUGUUGACAUUAGUUGACUCUAAUCAUUUAAUAAUGGUAAUUCUAGCUUAUGACAA